AUGCUCUACGUUAAAUCUCAUGAACACUUUUUCCUGGAGAUGCUCGCGCUCCCCACCCCAUCAACAACCACGCGCAGAUUAGCGCGUCCACGUGGUGUAUCAAGUGUGUGCGAGAUAUUACAGACACUGCAUCACAGCUCAUUCAAUUUCUAUCCAGACGCCGACCAAUUCAGAGACAGCUAUGGUACGUUUACAUUUAACAACAAGCUAGCUCUGUGGCAUAUAACUGAAAAUACCUUAUCAUUGGAGUGUGUUUUGUCUUAUAGCACUGUAUUUUAGCUAAUGAACAGCGAGUUCAUUUUGAGAUGAAAUCGACAGCAUCAGAUUGUUCCUGUCGGGUCAGCUGUGACUGCUAUCCUGUGUUCAGGAACGUUUGCUAGUUGGAAGUUGAAUCUUGGAUGGUAGUAAAAUGUUUUUUAAUCAUUCAGGUGACUGGCCUUUCCCCGAAAGCCUGUUUUAUCCAGGUGUUUGCUCGCCUCCUCUUGCCGUUUUAAUCGCCUACAAUAGAAAGGAAACGACCCCAAAACAACUGGCGCCAUUUCCUUCCUCCCCUUCAUUGAGUAAGGCCUAAUGCACAGUCUAGCACGUUGAGUCGCAAGUAGCAGUCGCUUUCAUCGGCAUAUUUCUAUGCUAUCAAGUGAAGUUAGCUAACUGGUUAGUACUGCCCGUUGCUACUUCUCCCGGUGAAUUUACUAGCUAGCUAAGUAACUGUUUGUCUGGAUUUGUAUUCGCCGGUGCUAACAGCUAAGUUAGCAGAGCUAACGGAGUGCAUUUUCUGUGCAUGCGCAUACCGUAGGCAGCUACGUUAGCAAUUUAGGACGCUAGUUAAUUUGAUUUACACAUCCUUUGUCUUGGUCUGCACGAGUCCCUUGGUUUUUAACUAUCGUGCGCAGGUGCCAUGCCAAUUGACUAACGUUAGCUUGAAUUAUAGCACUUAGCUAUGUUUGCAACGUGAAAAUAAUUGAGUUAGCGGGCUGGUAUUUUCUCGAAAUCGUUUUGCCUUAUAUAGUGCACAUGUGCGACCACUGCAUUCAUGGCCCCACCCUGGUUUUUGGUGCAAAGGGCAUUUUUGAACGUUUUCACUACUGCACACAUUAGCCAACUAGCUAUUAAAUGUCUAUCCAGAGUAACUUUAUUUAGUGAUGGGUAUAACAAAAUCAGACGAAGAUGAAAAAUAGUCAGGGGUGUCACCGUUAUUCCGCGAGCUAUCACUAGCUAAAGGUUUUGCAUGCGGGCCUUUUGUCGUUGGCACGACGUUCUUCCUGGUUUCUACGCAUCAAGUUUUGACAAGUGGUGCGUCGGAACGAAACGCACGAGAUGCUCGCGAACGACCAAAUAAAUCUACUGUAGCCUACUACUCAAUAAACAAUUCGUUUUUAAUGUGUAACUCACACCUAGGUAGGCUUAACCCUGAAUAAACUUGCCGAAUUAUCAACAUCGUGCUUGGACGGAAGCGCACAUUCCAGUUUUUAUAUUGUCAUGCUUUACACAUUAGAUUCACUUUAAUGUUAAUUUAGCAUUUCUAUGACAUUUCUGGGGGGAAUCUCGAUUACAUUACAUUUACUCGACUGAUUAGAGCUAUCCUAUUUUCCCACUUGCUGUUCAUUUGUUGGGCCUUUAUCAUGUACCAUUGAUCAUAUGAAUAAUGUAUUACAACAUGACAUCAAUGCGUUGGUUGUAUUGUAUAUGAUGAAUGAAUGGUCACUGUGUUGAACACGAUUGGCAUCUGUUCCUGCCGAGUAGUGAGAUGGCUGAGGGAAGAGCCGGUUCCGUCGUAAAAAAGCCCAGCUAUGUAUCCGAGGGCCCACAGUAGUCUUCAGUGCCCUAUGGGUGCAGUUGGACCGAUUGGACACUGCAGGAAAAACGAACCAAAAUCAUUGGGUGAAAUUAUGUAUUGUUCAUUACAGCUACUUGGUGAAGGAUUUUGUUUAUAAUUCAUUUCAAGUUAAUUGGAAUAAAAACAUAUUGAUGUCAUUUUUCACAACAGAAAGGCUCAUUACUUUGCGUUUCCAUCUAAUAUUUACCCCAGUGUUUUACCCAAAAGGCUCAGACUAUUCUGUUUCCAUCAACGCUAGGUGACUCACUGGGCCAUGGCUCCAGUGGACCUGCUCUGACUUGGGGCCCAAUGCCAGGCCACUGGUACUUUUCAGUUAGCAUAUACAUAACAAUGGCUUACUGUGAAUUUAACACCCAGCAAAGCAACUGUCUAAAUGAUGCAGAGGUUGUUGUUUCUGUUCGCCCAAAGUCUUUAGUGUCACAACUGAUGUGAACACAAUUACACUAGAGCAACAUUAACAUAAAACACUGGAGACAGACUGGUGUGAGUUAGGUUUUAGGUGGAAGUGCAGCAGAAGCGAAGAUUAGUCUCCAGAGCUACCUUUGGGUUUGCAGUCAGGAACCUGACAUGGCUGUGUUUUUUUAUCCUGUGCAGUUACUUGAACCUUGACUUUUGGCAACAUUCCGGGGUAUUUUAUGGCAGGAAGGAAAGGAUCUCUGUUGCUCAGAGAAGAAUAUGAUUUCUGCAUGGAGGGACUAAAAGGGUAUAAUCUUCACUGGCCCAUGGAUUUGGUCUUUUCACACAGGUAUCCCAAGUCAGCUCUUUAGUCUGUGAUGUGACUUGCUGCAGUGUGAAGAAACAUGCAUUGUCUGAAGAGCUCUCAAAAUGAUAAAAGGAGUGCUCAUUGUUUUGGAAGAUGGCAGGAUUUAGUGAAGCUGCAUGGCGAUUUGCUGCUGUUUGCAAACACUGGCCUCUUCACCCUCGGUAGGGGGCCCCUGCCCUUCCUAGAGUAAACGAUUGCCAUGGAAGUCUGCCCCGGCAGCGCUUUAUAAUUAUUUGGUAGUCAUUUCCCUCCUGUUCAGGACGUCACUAAUCCAAAUGUGUGUCCAAACUCUCUGGGCUCAUCACUAGAUUAGAUCCUGAGCCCAAUGUGGUCUCUCUCACACAGGCCCUGGCCAUCAACACGCCCAGAGAAAACAUGCCCACACCCUUCACACACAAAUUCCUUCAAAGUGGGUCACUACACAGUGGCAGGGCUCUGGAAGGCAUGAAGCGUCGCUCUGGAUAAGAGCGUCUGCUAAAUGACGUAAAUGUAAGCGACUCUCAGGCCAGGAGCGCCAUUUUUAAUGGAAGCUUCCUCUGCUGUAUGGAUGUGGCUUUACUUGAGGAAAGGAAUGUCUAGUCUACCUGAUUUUAGCAGAAGGUGGGGUGAAUGGAUUGGCCAAAACCUUUCCAGAUGGGGAGGGAUGUUACAGCAAGCUUUUUGACACUUGGUCGCAUCCUCUGCCCGGUUCCUGCAUGGGUUGACGUUAUUCCUGUUGGGUAAAAUGCCCUAAUGGAAAUUAGAAGACUAGAGGUUUAUAGGGCUGUUGUGACUCAGGGAUGUGGCCUGUUUUUAUUUCCCACAGAGGAUCCAUUGUCUGAGACCGACCCAUGCGUUCUAAGGCUUGAUUCCUGUCCCCACCUUCACUCCCAUGGCUUCUUUACAGCAGUUACUUACAUGGCAUGGCUAUCUCACGUCCUGUAAACUUUUAGUUUUAUAGGAGGAGGGGAAAAACCCUCCCUUUUGUAACUUUGGUUUUAUCUGCCCCUUUGAGCCGCUUCAGAGCCACACCUUUUACUGGCCCUUAUUGGGCAGUGGCAAACUACCAAUACACACCUCUUACUCAUCGGGGGGGGGUGGGAAAAGGGUUAAAAAAGCCCUCCGUUUUUUCUAAAUGCCACUCCUUCUGAGUCAUGCUGUUCUGGUCAAUGCCAUGGAUGGUGACUCGUAUAGUCCCCAUUAACUUGACUGAUCAUGUGGGUAGAGGUCAUAGAAACAUAGGAUUGCAGUCUGGCUUAUGGGGCCCCCCACCCAUAGGACCAAUGGGCAGUCGUUCAUAACUGCAAGUCAUUGUGCAGCUACCUCCCUAUCGAUUGCCUUUUAUCAGCUAUCCUUGAAGGGUGCAUUCUUGCAGUGUAAUAAGUCUCAGGCCCCCUUCCAAUUUCUUCUCUCAGUGUUUUCUGUCCUGUCACACUCCUGUGCUGGCCAUUAGGACUGGAUAACCUCUUGGAGCUGGAGUUUUUUUUUUGGUGAUCAGUCGCUAUUGAUUAAAUUGGCUUGAAUGGUUCAUGAAGCCUGGGUUGCUGCAGACCAAUGUUCAGCUUUUUUCUCCCUCAUCCCUCGGAUGCAUAUAUGAUUAAUCUCUAUCUGUCUGUCUCUGCGCAGGCUUCCGGGGUGACAGUGACAGAUGAUGUUAUCACAGUCUUCAACGAGAUGAAGGUGCGCAAGUUGCAGGCUAACGAGGAUGAGAAGAAGAAGAGGAAGAAGGCAGUGCUGUUCUGCCUUAGUGAGGACAAGAAGCACAUCAUCCUGGAGGAGGGUCAGGAGAUCCUAACAGGAGACGUGGGCGUCACCGUCCAGGACCCCUACCUGCACUUUGUCAAGAUGCUGCCCGCAGACGACUGCCGCUACGCCCUCUACGACGCCACCUAUGAGACCAAGGAGACAAAGAAAGAGGACCUGGUCUUUAUCUUCUGGUGAGGAGAGAGGGGGAGCUUGGCUAGCCUGGGGGGGCAGGCUGAGGAGGGGGGCAUCGUCGUACAUUUUCUUGUAUGGUGUCACUUGUUGAAUAUUAAAUCACUUGACUUCUACACUCGGGACAUUAGUUAAACCAUUUCCCCUCCCUCACAGGGCCCCAGAUGGUGCUCCCCUGAAGAGCAAGAUGAUCUACGCCAGUUCAAAGGAUGCCAUCAAGAAGAAGUUCACAGGUGAGGCACUGACAGUUGCAGAUGGAAGAGACCUAUUGGGCUCUGGGUUCUCUUAACAUUAAAUGCCAUAUCCUUGCUUAAGCUUCCAGCUCUGUGUGGUUGAAAGACAUACUUUUCUUUGUGUUAAUAUGCAAAGGUUCAUUUGGAAGGGAUGUAAAUACAGCAAUUUAACUUUUAUUUAAAAAAGGUAAGGAUGCCACCAAGUACUCUCACUAUUCCCCUCUAUCUUUGAUAAACACAGAUAUUAAACUAUUUUCAAAAAUUGUAGUCUCAACUUACUUACCCAAAUUGGUACAUCCGGACCAAAGCAGGUUUGUUAAACAAUUAUUCUCAGAUAACCUCAAUCUUUUACAUAUCUUACAUGCUUCUUUAGAAACCAAAGCUCCUUGGGCAGUUCUAUCUCUCAAAGCAGAAAAGGUUUUGAUAGACUAGAAUGGUCAUAUCUUUGAUCCGUUUUGGAACAUAAGGAACUUGGUUCCAAUUUCAUUAAUAUGAUUAAAAGACUAUAUGCCAAAUCCCUUAGCUAUAGUAAUUACGGGCAAUACAUGCACUGUUCCGUUCAGAAUAACUAGAAGUAGCAGGCAAGGUGAUCCCAUCUCACCUCUGCUAUUUUUGUCUAUGGAGCCCCUGGCCCAGGCAAUUUGACAAUCGAAAGAAAUUACACCAAUAUCUCUAAAUUCUAUGGAUCACGUCAUCUCAUUAUACGCCGACGAUAUCUUUCUUUAUCUGGACAUUUGUAUCUCAAUCCUUCCCAAAAGCUUUGAAGAUCAUAGACAAAUUCAGCGUAAUCUCAAGUUACAGUAUAAAGUUAAUCUAACCUCUGUAGCUCAAUUGGUAGAGCAUGGCGCUUGUAACGCCAGGGUAGUGGGUUCGAUCCCCAGGACCACCCAUACCUAAAAAUCCACACAUGACUGUAUGUCGCUUUGGAUAAAAGCGUCUGCUAAAUGCCAUAUUAUUAUUAUUAUUAUUAUUAUUAUUAAAUAAGCCCUACUGCCUCUUAAGACCCCGAUGGAGGUCUCCAUCUCUACUUAUGGAAUCCCAAUUGUUACCAAUUUUAAAUAUUUGGGAAUAGAUAUAUAAAUUGUCUAACUUUAACAGAAAGCUCAAACAAUUCAAUCUGACCUCAGUAGAUGGACAAAUAUCCCUGUUGCUUUAACAGGCAGAAUAUCUAUUGUCAAAAUUAAUAUUGCCAUGGCUGAAUUUCUGUAGUUCAAUGCUUCCCAUGUCUUCCCCCUUCUGGCUAUUGGGAUAAAAUCCAUAGUGCAGUCUCAAAAUGUAUAUGGCAAGAUAAGCGAGGCCUGAUAAAAUUAACACACUUGCAAAGAUGGAAAGAUGUAAAGAUGUAGAACUAUCCGUACCAAACUUUAAGUUGUAUUUCCAGGUACUAGGGUUUCGUCCCGUCCUAAAUUGGUUUAGACAUGAUUCCUUCGUCCUCUGGCUGAGUAUAUUGCCCUGGAAGAGGUGGUCUUCACUGAUAUAUCCCUUAAACAAUGUAAACUACGCUUUGGUCCUAUUAUUGCUCACAAAAUUGAAAUACAGUGUAACUGGGAAUCAAAAUGGCACGGCCAUCUUCCAAUAUUUUACAAUGCCUUGCAAUCUGGAGGGUGGCCUUUUGCAUCCCCCCCCAAUGGUCCAAAUGUGGAAUCUGUACCCUUACCGAUAUCAUGGACAGCAAUGGUUUGAGAACAUUCCAAGAUGGGAAAGACCUACACAUUACCAGGCAAUUCCAUUUUUUAUAUGUUUACGACUUAGGUCAGCUAUGGUGUGCAACUCAAUAUUAGGAAGGUGUUCCUAAUUGUUUGUGUACUCAAUGUAUAUCUAUUUUUUUUAAUUUCACGCCUACAGGGAAGGGGUGGUAUGGGGAGGGUUUUCUCUGGUUGCCUGGAGGUGGGGUGGGAGGAUGGAUCUAUGUUAUUGAUGGUCUAUGAUCUGAACCCCUUAUAGGGGGACAUUUUUAAAAUAUUAAAACAUUUGUCAAAAAAACUAUGCUGUGUCUCCCAUGUGACGCUAAAUUUCCCCUCCGUUUUUAUUUCAGGUAUCAAACAUGAGUGGCAAGUGAACGGUUUGGAAGACAUCAAGGACCGACGCACCCUUGCAGACAAGCUCGGAGGCUCAUCGGUAGUCACCCUGGAAGGAAGCCCUAUAUAAAUCUAGCCCCGGGCUUCAACUGAAGCCAGACACAUCCGAGGGGUUUGGCUGUUCAUUCCAAUAUGGUUGGGAGGCGGGGCAGAGCAGGACCAGGAUCAUUUGUGGGACUGUUGGGG
Molecule: messenger RNA, 7011 nt
Organism: Coregonus sp. 'balchen'
Lineage: Eukaryota; Metazoa; Chordata; Actinopteri; Salmoniformes; Salmonidae
Source: the annotation of a GenBank genome assembly